CGCCCCGGAGGGUUUUUUUCUGUCAGUCACCAUGGAGGUACAAAGCGCAGAGGCAUGGCGGCGUUCUCUUCUGAUUUAAUGGACUGGCGAGAGACAAAGCGCUCUGUAGAGAAACAGUGCCGUUGUUUUUUUGUUGCGCUGUGCAUUUAUUUUUCGCGCGAAUGAAUGAGCGCAGGAGGACACGCGUUUCCUACCCAGCCGAUGUCUUUGCCUGGCAGUCUGCGAUUGUUUUAGAAGCGCAAUGCUCAAUCGGAGAGCUUAAUCCUUUUGCAGCUUGAAGAAAGACAGAAAAAGAGAGAGAAAGAAACAAAGGAGACAUUUUUGUACAUUUUUAAAUUAGAUAUUAUUGUUAUGCGUUUUAAAUGGAACUUUAUUUUCUUGGAAAGUGGUACCGCGGCAACUUUGCCUGUUUUCUUCUGCACCCUCUCGCGAGCUGAGAGCGCCUCCGUAGAAGACUGCGAAGCGGGAUUUUUUCCUUUGGGAUUGGAUUGAUAGAACAACUCAAAACCGCGGCUGGAAGCGCGGCCUGCGGGACCGGCACCGGGAACUGACGCCGGGAGGGGACGGGACCGGCAGCAACUAACCCGUUCUUUACUGAAGAUUCUUCCUCUCCCACUCCUCUUUUUGUGUUCUUCUUAUCAAUUAUUUGCAUUGUGGAGGGGACCAGAAUGGCGUCCUACGUGGAUAACAGUUUCCGACAGGCGGUGAUGAAAAAUCCGGCAGAAAGGACGCAACAGGAUUUAGAAAUUGUUUACUCCUAUCUUCAUGGAAUGGAAGCUUUAUCAAAUCUGAGGGAGCAUCAGUUAAGGUUAAUGUGUGAAACUGUGCGUUAUGAAAGACAUGAAGCAAAUGAAGUUUUGUACUACCCUGAUGACAUUGGUACCUGUUGGUAUAUCCUCCUGUCUGGUUCAGUGUUCAUCAAAGAAUCCAUGUUUUUGCCAAGGAGCAGUUUUGGCAAGCGCUCAGCAGGAAGCCUCAGGCGUGGAUGUGAAUGCAUUGUCUUGGAGCCUUCAGAAAUGAUUGUGGUGGACUAUAUGGAUGAAAAUGAGGAAUAUUUUCAGCGGCAAGCAUCUCACAGGCAAUCUCGCAGGAGAUUUAGGAAGAUUAACCAGAAAGGAGAGAGACAAACCAUUAUUGACACUGUGGAUCCGUACCCAGUCGGGAAACCACCUCUACCCCGAGGAUACCAUACGGAAUGCACUAAACCUCAGCUUCCUGCAGAUUUCAGCAAGCUCCACCUCACAGACAGCCUUCAUCCACAGGUGACGCACGUCUCCUCCAGCCAUUCAGGAUGUAGCAUUACAAGUGACUCUGGCAGUAGCAGUCUGUCCGAUAUUUACCAGGCCACAGAGAGUGAGGCUGGGGACAUGGAUUUGAGUGGGCUGCCAGAGACAGCAGUGGAUUCGGAGGAGGAUGACGAUGAAGAGGAUAUUGAAAGGGCAUCAGACCCUCUGAUGAGCAGGGAUAUAGUCCGAGACUGCCUUGAGAAGGAUCCCAUGGACAGAGCUGACGAUGAUAUUGAGCAAUUACUAGAGUUCAUGCAUCAGUUGCCUGCAUUUGCAAACAUGACAAUGUCUGUAAGGAGGGAGCUUUGUGCAGUGAUGGUGUUUGCAGUGGUAGAGCGAGCCGGAACAAUUGUGCUCAAUGAUGGGGAAGAGCUGGACUCAUGGUCAGUUAUUUUAAAUGGAUCUGUUGAAGUGACGCAUUCAGAUGGACGGACUGAAAUACUUUGCAUGGGUAACAGCUUUGGAGUCUCCCCUACUAUGGAAAAAGAAUAUAUGAAGGGAGUGAUGAGAACGAAGGUAGAUGAUUGCCAGUUUGUCUGCAUCGCCCAGCAGGAAUACUGCUGCAUCCUCAAUCAAGUGGAGAAAAACAUGCAGAAAGUAGAAGAGGAGGGGGAGAUUGUCAUGGUGAAAGAGCACAGGGAGCUGGACCGCACAGGAACCCGUAAAGGGCACAUUGUCAUCAAGGGCACACCUGAAAGGUUAACGAUGCAUCUAGUAGAGGAACACUCUGUGGUGGACCCCACAUUCAUUGAAGACUUUCUUUUAACAUACCGAACUUUCCUGUCUAGCCCGAUGACAGUGGGCAAGAAGUUGUUGGAGUGGUUUAAUGACCCCAGCCUCAGGGACAAGGUUACACGGGUAGUGCUGCUUUGGGUAAACAAUCAUUUCAAUGAUUUUGAAGGAGAUACAGCCAUGACACGCUUUCUAGAGGAUUUUGAAAACAAUUUAGAGCGAGAGAAAAUGUUUGGACAUCUACGACUGUUAAAUAUUGCCUGUGCUGCUAAAGCUAAACGAAGACUAGUAACACUAACAAAGCCUUCCAGGGAAUCUCCACUGCCCUUUCAGCUUUUAGGGGGAUCAGAGAAAGGGUUUGGAAUCUUCAUUGACAGUGUGGAAUCUGGGAGCAAAGCUGCUGAGGCUGGCUUAAAGCGUGGCGAUCAGAUUUUAGAGGUUAAUGGACAAAACUUUGAAAAUAUUCAGCAUUCAAAAGCCAGUGAAAUCUUAAAGAAUAACACCCACUUGUCUAUCACUGUGAAAACCAACUUGUUUGUUUUUAAAGAACUUCUAGCAAGACCAGCUGAAGAAAAGAAAAAUGGCGCUCCCCACCUCCCAAAGAUUGGUGAUAUUAAGAAAGCUAGUCGCCACUCAAUUCCUGACCUAGCAGUAGAUGUUGAACAGGUUAUAGGACUUGACAAAUCGAACAAAAAGGGCAAAGCCAACACUGUAGGUGGAAGAAACAAAUUGAAAAAAAUCCUUGACAAGACCCGGAUUAGCAUUCUGCCACAGAGACCAUAUAAUGAUAUUGGAAUUGGACAAUCACAAGAUGACAGCAUAGUGGGAAUGAGGCAGUCUAAUCACAUCCCUCCUGCUCUACCUGUGAGUGGCACAUUAUCGUCAAGCAAUCCUGACCUCCUUCAGUCUCAUCACCGCAUACUGGAUUUCAGCAAUCCUCCUGCCACAGGCUCUCAUAAUUUGCCAGAUCAAGUUCUUAGAGUUUUUAAAGCCGACCAGCAAAGUCGUUAUAUAAUGAUCAGCAAAGACACAACAGCAAAGGAAGUUGUGGUCCAGGCCAUCAGAGAAUUUGCACUAACUGCCGCUCCCGAGGCCUAUUCUCUCUGUGAAGUUUCAGUCACUCCGGAAGGUGUCAUCAAACAGCGCCGUCUUCCAGACCAGCUGUCAAAGUUAGCAGACAGAAUACAACUCAGCGGAAGGUACUAUCUGAAAAACAACAUGGAAACAGAGACAUUGUGCUCUGAUGAAGAUGCGCAGGACUUGCUGAGAGAAAGUCACAUCUCACUUCUGCAGCUGAGCACUGUGGAGGUUGCUACUCAGCUGUCCAUGAGAAAUUUUGAACUCUUCCGUAACAUUGAGCCCACGGAGUACAUUGAUGACCUCUUUAAGCUCAAGUCAAAGAUUGGCUGUGUUAAUCUCAAGAAAUUUGAAGAAAUCAUCAACCAAGAGACCUUUUGGGUGGCUUCAGAAAUUGUGAGAGAGCCAAACCAGCUAAAGAGAAUGAAGAUCAUAAAGCAUUUCAUUAAAAUUGCAUUGCAUUGUAGAGAGUGCAAGAACUUUAAUUCUAUGUUUGCAAUAAUCAGUGGACUGAACUUAUCUCCAGUAUCAAGACUACGUGGUACUUGGGAAAAGCUUCCAAGCAAGUAUGAGAAACUGUUUCAAGACUUGCAAGACCUCUUUGAUCCCUCGAGAAACAUGGCCAAAUAUCGUAAUGUCCUCAAUAGCCAAAAUCUGCAACCUCCUAUCAUUCCUCUCUUUCCGGUGAUAAAGAAGGACCUGACAUUCCUGCACGAAGGCAAUGACUCAAAAGUUGAUGGCCUGGUGAAUUUUGAAAAGCUAAGAAUGAUUGCAAAAGAGAUACGCCACGUUGGCCGCAUGGCUUCAGUGAACAUGGAUCCUGCUUUGAUGUUCAGAACUAGGAAGAAGAAAUGGCGAAGUCUUGGGUCCCUGAGUCAAGGAAGCACAAAUGCAGCAGUGCUGGAUGUGAGUCAGUCUGGAGGCCACAAGAAGCGUGUUCGCCGGAGUUCAUUUCUAAAUGCCAAAAAAUUGUAUGAGGAUGCCCAAAUGGCUCGCAAGGUCAAACAAUACCUGUCCACCUUGAAUUUAGACACUAAUGAGGACUACUUGCAUACCAUCUCUCUACAGUGUGAGCCAUCUACCAAUACAUUGCCCAAAAGUUCAGGAGACAAGAAGAGUGGAAAGUCAGAUACAUCACCUGUCAUUCCUAGAGCAGCUAACCAGCAGCCGCAGCAGCAGCAAAAAGGAAUUCAAGCACUUCAGGUUCCAGCUGUUUCACUUUAUCCUUCUCGAAAGAAGGUACCAGUGAAAGAUCUGCCACCAUUUGGUACCAGUUCACCGCAGGCUUUAAAGAAGCUUCUCUCUUUAUCAGAGGAAGCAAGUGAACGACUCAGAAAGCCACCUGAGGAUGCCAUAUCGAAUGCAUCUUCACAGCUGUCUUCCCCACCAACGUCUCCUCAGAGCUCACCUAGAAAAGGUUAUCCUUUGGUUCAGAGUGGAACAAUUGAUAAUUUUUCAGACUCUGGGCACAGUGAAAUUUCUUCCCGGUCCAGCAUUGUUAGCAACUCCUCCUUUGACCUGAUGUCAGGCCAUAUUCAUGAUGAGAGGAGGCAGAGACAUUCAGUCAGUGUGGUUGACUCCAGCUUGGGUAUGGGAAGGUUGGAGAGAAGAGCCACUCUUGACCCUGACCAGUACAGCCUUAGUUCUUAUGCAUCAAUGCAUGAAGGUCGAAAUUUGUAUGCCAGUGGUACAGUGCUUUCAUCCCCAAGUUCAGAAGAACUUAUGCAAGAUCAGGGAGAUAGAGCCUCACUUGAUGCUGCAGACAGUGGUCGAGGAAGCUGGACUUCUUGUUCUAGUGGGUCACAUGACAAUAUUCAAACAAUGCAGCACCAGAGGAGCUGGGAAACACUGGCAUUUGGACACCCACAUUUUGAUAGCUCUGUUGAAGGUGCCGGACUAUGGGCAUCAGGCUGUCAAAUAGAGCACAACAUGUAUAUAGACCAAAGCUCAAAGCUUGGCCGCAACGCCCAGGAGCUUGGGCAGUCCAGAGGGAGCUGGGCCUCCUCCACUGGCUACUGGGGUGAAGAGUCUGAAGGUGAUACAGGGACUAUAAAGAGAAGGGGAGGCAAAGAUGUUACUGCUGAUGCAGACACGAGUAGUGUGACAUCUGAAGACUCCAAACACAGCAGGCCUCCUCAUAUUGCAAUUCCAUCUGGAACAGCAAAAGGUCUAAUUGCACGGAAAGAAGGCAGGUUUCGGGAGCCCCCUCCGACCCCACCAGGCUACACAGCCCUGACCAUUUCUGACUUCCCAGAGGCACAAGCGCACACUGGCAGGAAACCCCCUGAUUACAACGUAGCACUGCAACGGUCCCGCAUGGUGACACUCCCUGGUGAUCCUCAGCAGACACGCACAGGCACCAGGCCUCUUGGUCGACCGCAGUGGCACAAGCCAAAUGAAGCAGACCCACGGCUAACUCACUUCCAGUCCCAAGGGUUCUCAGCUGAGGAAGAGGAUGAAGACGAACAGGUGUCUGCGGUUUAGCCCACCUGGCCCCCGGGAGACCUGGACAUCCUUCAUUUGUGUUUGGUGGAUGCACCUCGCCUUCUUCCUUGCCUUAAAGCAGCAUGGGGCUUUGUGUAACCCCGCAUGUGGAAUACUGUGAAGAAAACACCUUGGCACUUUGGAAAACUCUCGAUUCAUUUGGAGGUCCCCCUCGACCGUUUACACGUCUUCACCAACCCAUUAGCCUGUGGCUGCAUUUUUAACCUUCUCUUGGGGUUAUUUUACUGACUGUUCCCAGUUACCCGCCUCACCAUUGCGUUGUUUGAAAAUGCACAGCGCAGUCGGAGGACUUCGUGCCCCAGUGGCGAGUACGCCUUGGAGGGGUCUCUCGUAGCCUUGCUCUAUUGCAAAGAAUUGGUCGCACUGUUCUUUUCUAUUUGAUAAACCUUCUGUUUCUAAAUGCGCUGGUGUUGUAGCGUUCACAUAGGCUUCUGCACUGUGUGUUUCCUAACAAGGUGGUCCCACUGUGCACAGGAUUCCCUCCCCAAUUGCUGAGGAUCACUGAGUUGUGGCUGUAUUUUGCAUUUUUUUCUAGAAUCUUCUUCUUUUUUGUUUGUUUAUUUUUCUCUGCAUCGUUGCUGCUUCUACCAAUUCUCCUUGGCUCCUCAACUGGUUUUUGCAGCAAAAUUUGGAAGAAAAUAAAAACAGCACACUCUUCGUCUGGUCGGUGUGUAGACGCGCACCCUUCGGCCGCGGCUUUUUGUUAUUUUUUUUUCGGAUUAUAUAUAUAUACACUUAUCAGUAUCAAAACAAGCAACCCUCUGUCCCCACAAGAACCAUUCCAAGAUUUUCUUAUGUCUCCUUCACACCAUCUCUUUGUCUUUGGGUGCCCUCUUUUGUUAAUCUUUUUUUUGUUUGUUUGUUUUCUUCUCCUUCAAAGAUUUUCUUGAUUCCUCCAAGUGUCUCUGGAACCGCAGCUCGUUCAGUAAACACAAGUCCAUGUUAUUGGCACCAUGUGCAAACGUUUUUAUAUUUGAUGAAUUUCAUGCAUGAAGUACUCGGACAAUAACACAGCAAUGAUUGUUUCAGAUUUAACCAAGUUUUUAUGUUGCAGUUUUAUGAUAUUGUGCUUAGAGAACAAAUGUGUUAAUUCAUAAUUGCAGUAUUAUUUUACAUGUUUUAAGUUAUAAAUUUUUUUAUUUUUUUGUAUUUAAACUGGAUGACAUUGCAGUGUAAAGGCAGCUCCUUGUCUCCUCUUAAUGCUAACUAAAGUGAGCGUUUUUUUUUUUUUAUUUCCCUGUACUGACUUGAUAAAAAAAUAUAUAUAUAUAUAUAUAUUAAAAAAUCUUGCAUUUUCAAAGGUAUACAUUCACCAUUCUGUUAGAGUCUUUGCCAAUGAAGAAUGGAGAUCAAGUUCACGUUGGCAAUUAGUAGACUACACUGCAUGUCCAGAGGUUGUGAAACACCAGGCAACACCAUCAACAGUAAAGAAAAACUCCGUGGUGGGCUUAUUUGUUGAGCAGCAAAAUAUUUCUAUUUGGUUUUCAUCUUUUUUAUUUUUUUUUUAAUUGUUAAUCGUGGAUUGUCAUUAUUAGCGGACGGUUUGAUUAGCCACUUUGUUAAUCUGGGAUAGUUAUGAGUGCAACGAUAGAAACUCUUAUUCGAAAUAACUAAAACAUUGCAGUCGGCGAUCAAUAAGGUAUUGUCCUUAACUGCCACCAAAAUGGAGUUUUUCAUCAUUUUUUUUUUCUGCUCUAUUGCCCAUUUCUGAUGAGAACACUCCUGGUAGUCGGACCCCUGCGCCUCUGCAGUUGCCUCCUGUUUCAUUACCUUCUCGUAGCCUAGCACAUAACAAAUUGUUCCCUGCUGCUAUUUAUUUCCCCUUUUAAUGACUGAAAGUCAGAUUUCCUUUGAUAUUGUUGCACAGACUCCAGGAAAUGAUAAAAUAAAAUAAAAAUAAAAAUUGAAGGCUGCCAAUCUGAGUAGUACUCAUAUGUGAGGAACUGCAAUUUGUUUCUAUUUUUUUUUUUUUUUCAAUUUCAUUUCUGAUCAGCUGAUCAUAUUGAUCAGUAGCUAGUUAUAGAAUAAACUAAAAAAAGAUGAUUGCAGUGUUUUUUCACUGUAUUAUAUAACAUCAGUGCUUUAUUUAAUAUUUUGCUCUCCUAAGAAAACUUGUAUUUUCUUUUGGCUGAUUUUGCAGAUAUAUCAAUUGUUGGUUAUUUAACAGUAAUAUGCAUUAAUCAGUUUCACUAUAUAGUCUAUGGAGAUCGUGUGCAUAUAGGCAGGCAAAAUCCUAGUUCUAAAUCAAGUUGCACAAAAAUGUAUAAGCAUUAGGUAACUGUAGUACAAAACUGCUAAUCUCAGUUUGAUCUGUGAUGUCAAGUGCAAAAUGUACAUUUAACUGGUUAUUUCCUCAUACUUUUGAUACUACUUGUACCUGUAUGUCUUUUAGAAAGACAAUUGGUGGAGUCUGUAUCCCUUUUUUUGUAUU
Molecule: messenger RNA, 8031 nt
Organism: Polypterus senegalus (gray bichir)
Lineage: Eukaryota; Metazoa; Chordata; Cladistia; Polypteriformes; Polypteridae
Gene: rapgef2
Product: Rap guanine nucleotide exchange factor (GEF) 2
Exons: 31
Coding region: 669-5579 (1636 amino acids)
Biological process (GO): small GTPase-mediated signal transduction; positive regulation of ERK1 and ERK2 cascade
Molecular function (GO): guanyl-nucleotide exchange factor activity; protein binding
Source: RefSeq, a predicted model, not a curated record